AUGUGGGUGGCAUUGGAGAUGGAAGAAUUGCACAUGAUGCGCAUCUUUCCCUCCCCCGAUGUUGCAGGCGUCGUUCUUCUGCUGAUUCGCUUUUUCCGGUGCUCCGUUGCAGCGUGUAAAGCUCACAACUGCGCCCCUUUCAUCGAAGAGGUGGCCGACCUGUUCCAAACACCCACCAUCCGUGAGCUCAUGGAGCCAGCCAACGUGCCAACAUGUUUGAUUCCGCUGCGCCAUCCGGUCAAACCCAGGCACCUGGCAUUUUGCUUGCCCGGCUUUGGUGGCAACGCUCGUGCCCUCAGUGAGGCCGCCGGAGCGACCUUUGCCGCGGAUGUCGCCAUCUUUGGCAUUCAGCCCAAGGGCAUGGUGAAUGCUGCCCUAGACCCCCCGCUGGAGGACCUGGGCGACAUGAUUCAGCAAACCUGCUCGGUGGUCCAGCAGGCCGUAGCCAGCGUGGACUUCGAGCCAGACAGCAUCACCCUCUUUGGCUACUCUGCUGGCACACUGCUGGCGCUUGGUGUGGCGGACGCCUUGAAGGACACUGUAUCAAAGGUGGUCCUGAUUGCCCCGGGCUCCCCAACGUUUUUGCCUGCAGACGAAACUCCGCGGAAGUGUGACGAUCUGUACCAAGAUCUCCGCUACACAUCCCUUGUCCUCUCUUUGUUCUUGGCGCCGCAGGGCCUGGACGUCAUGGCGGUGGCAGAGACAGUGAAAUCAAAGGAGGACUUGGUGGAGGCAGUCAAGAAAGCGGGCCUGAGUGACCAAGCAGUGCGGCCAUUCCUUCCGUACUUUGAGGCACGAUACAAGUCCCAGAAG
Molecule: messenger RNA, 813 nt
Organism: Symbiodinium natans
Lineage: Eukaryota; Dinophyceae; Suessiales; Symbiodiniaceae
Source: the annotation of a GenBank genome assembly